ACAAAACAGACAAACGUUUGCGGCGAAAAGUCUUGAGGUUUUUUUUUAAAACCAAAUCCCGUGAAUAACUCGCCCGCCGAAGAAACCAGAGGCAGUUAGAGGAGAGAGGAGAGAUGAUCACCUCCUCGUAAACACAGCGAGAAGAUAAAUUCGUCUUUACUGGAAUACUUACCGAGUUUUCGGCUUCUGAAAACAGCUCAAGAAGAUGAAGGAAGGAAAUGGACACAUCGUCACCCUUCCUGGCCAGAGAAUAUGCGAAGCAACAAGUAGUCAUGUGGCAGGGGAGGGAACUUACAUAUUCAACAAGUACAUCUACGCAUCCCAGGCUGGGAGGGUGAUUGUGGAGCCAAGAGGAGGUCUGCAGGUGGGGACUCCAAGGGACAGUAAUGCCAGAGGUUGGAAGUAUCGUCACAUGCCGAGUCCUCACAGUGAAUCCAAACCAGGCCUCCGUAUCAAUUCUCUGCGUGGGAUUCCAUCUGCUGCAUACUCCAGUGUCAGGAACAGUCAGGAAACAGAAUGUUCGUGAUCAUCAAAUAGACUUGGUGGAGAUGUACAACUGCUUUAGACCCAAUGACAUUAUCCUGGCAACUGUACUUUCUCUCGGUGAUGUAAGAAAUUACGAACUAUCAACUGCUGGCACAGAGUUAGGAGUUGUGACAGCCUACUGCGAGGAAGGGCAUCCUCUCGUUCCGGCCUCGUGGACACGGAUGAAGUGUAAAUGCCGUUCUGAAUUAAGAAAAGUGGCAAAAGUUGUUCCACCGAAAAACAACUGAAGUGUUUUUGUCUCUGUUAUUUUUUAUUGUUUUAAAAAUAAUUUUUGUAUUUU
Messenger RNA from Penaeus monodon (black tiger shrimp), 826 nucleotides. RefSeq names its product exosome complex component CSL4-like. Gene Ontology annotation, molecular function: RNA binding. Gene Ontology annotation, cellular component: nuclear exosome (RNase complex); cytoplasm. Gene Ontology annotation, biological process: RNA processing. The record is from RefSeq and is a predicted model, not a curated record. Lineage: Eukaryota; Metazoa; Arthropoda; Malacostraca; Decapoda; Penaeidae.